This is a messenger RNA of Zalophus californianus (California sea lion), 1400 nucleotides long. It is a transcript of the gene C4H8orf76, whose product is annotated as chromosome 4 C8orf76 homolog. Gene Ontology annotation, molecular function: protein binding. The record is from RefSeq and is a predicted model, not a curated record. The transcript has 6 exons. NCBI's taxonomy places the organism in Eukaryota, Metazoa, Chordata, Mammalia, Carnivora, Otariidae. The coding region runs from base 23 to 1168 and encodes 381 amino acids.
GAUCCCCGGCGGCGAGCGCGCCAUGGAGACGGGGUGUUGGUGGCUGGGCGGCGAGUUCGAGGACUCGGUGUUCGAAGAGAGGCGGGAGCGGCGGCCCGGACCGCCGGCGUCCUACCGCGUCAAGCGCUGCGAGCCGCAGUGGUUUUAUGGAGAAACAGAGAGCAGUGAUGAUGUUGAAGCUCUAACUUUGAAGAAAUUCAAAGGGGACCUCGCCUACAGACGGCAAGAGUAUCAGAAAGCACUGCAAGAGUAUUCCAGUAUCUCUGAAAAAUUGCCAUCUACGAAUUUUGCCAUGAAAAGGGAUGUCCAGGAAGGCCAGGUUCGGUGUCUGGUUCACCUGGGAAGGCACACAGAAGCACUGGAGAUUGCUACAAACUUGGAAAAUAAAGCAACUAACACAGACCAUUUAACCACCGUGCUCUACCUUCAGUUGGCGAUUUGUUCAAGUCUGCCGAACUUGGAGAAAACAGUUCUCUGCCUACAGAAACUAAUUUCUUUGCAUCCUUUUGAUCCUUGGAGCUGGGGCAAAUUGGCAGAGGCUUACCUGAAUCUGGGGCCAGCUCUGUCAGCAUUGUGUGCGCCAUCUCAGAAACAGAACAGUUUCACCUCCAGUGACAAAACUAUGAAAUCCUCCUUUCCACACUCAGGAAAAGACUGUCUUUUGUGUUUUCCUGAAACGUUGCCUGAGAGCUCUGUGUUUUCUGUGGAAGCAAGCAGUAGUAAUAACCAGAAGAAUGAGAAAGCUUUGAAAAAUAUUCAAAACUGCAUGGCAGAAAAGAGAGAAGCAGAGUUGCUAGAGACUCAGAUGAAAGCAUGCGCCUCUUUUAUACGAACCAGGCUCUUGCUUCAGCUCACCCAGCCUCAGCAAACAUCGUUUGCUUUGGAGAGGAACUUAAGGACUCAGCAGGAAAUUGAAGAUAAAAUGAAAGGGUUCAGCUUCAAAGAAGACACUUUGCUGUUGAUAGCUGAGGUUAUGGGAGAAGAUAUCGUCCCAGAAAAAAUAAAAGAUGAGGUUCACACAGAGGUGAAGUGUGUUGGCUCUACAGCCCUGACCGCCUUGGUGAUUGCAUCUUCGAAAGAAUUUGAAGACAAGUGGUUCAGAAAGAUCAAAGACCACUUCUGUCCCUUUGAAAAUCAGUUCCAUACAGAGAUACAAAUCUUGGCUUAGUGGUCCCUUUAAAAACAAAAGAAAACAUCCUGUACUGUUUUAAUUGUUCUUGUUUAUUUCAUACAGAGUCCACUGCUAAUCAUGGAAUAUAGUGAAUUUAAAAAUGAUUAUUUGUGUUUUAUAAAAACAGCUUCUCUUCCAGAUUAUUUCUACUGUGUUCAGUUUCUUGAUUUUUUGUUUUGUUUUCUUUAUAGAUUUUUGCCAUUCACUGAUCUUAGACCUACUAUCCCUU